AUGCCAGAACCUCAGUCCGACGAGUCAGACGAGGUUGUCUUGUGUGCGUCUCCAAUACGUCGUCCUCGAAAACUGCUGCCCUGCGGCGACAAGAAAGUGGACAUUGGCAGGUCUGAUUCAGCCCACUUGGGUCUGCUUUAUUGCUGCAACUCUGCCGCGAAUGACCGAAGCUGCCUUGAGACUGAAACUGAUAAUGAUCUUUUAAAGGGUCGACCUCCAAACUGGCCUCUUCAAGAGUAUUCAAGUGUCCGAGAAUGUCUUUCACACCCUCCAGUGCUUGAUGAAUCAUUCCACCAUCUGCCUGGAAGCGUAUUCAUCAAGAGCGCCGAACUUGUUGUCACCAACCGCAUCCUCAUUCGACCUCGCUGGCCAUCGCUUCAACGGCCUGAGCAGACGGCCGAGGCAAGAGAGCAUGUAAAGCACAACCAUUCUCGCCUUCCUCACACCUUCAAUUCCUUGCAUGUUUGCCUCGGCAUGGGCUCCUCUACUCUCGGUUCAUACAAGGCCCUGUUGCUCUCUUGA
This is a messenger RNA of Protopolystoma xenopodis, 522 nucleotides long. NCBI's taxonomy places the organism in Eukaryota, Metazoa, Platyhelminthes, Monogenea, Polystomatidea, Polystomatidae. The record is from the annotation of a GenBank genome assembly.